Molecule: messenger RNA, 264 nt
Organism: Peromyscus maniculatus bairdii (prairie deer mouse)
Lineage: Eukaryota; Metazoa; Chordata; Mammalia; Rodentia; Cricetidae
Product: serine protease inhibitor Kazal-type 12
Molecular function (GO): serine-type endopeptidase inhibitor activity; protein binding
Source: RefSeq, a predicted model, not a curated record
AUGAAGCCAGCAGGCACCGUUCUGCUUUUGAUCAGCCUCGCUUGUUUGUUCCUCUAUGCAGAUGCUGUGAGUCAAGGGGGCUUUAAGGCUUUUUGCAGAAACUAUGAGAAGACACUGGCUAGUGAUGCAAAAUCGUGCCCAAAGUUCCACAAACCAGUGUGUGGCACUGAUGGAAAAACUUACCAAAACCGCUGUGAAUUCUGCCGAACAGCUAUGGAAAGAAGUUUUGGGAAACUUGGUUUCAAACAUGAAGGGAAAUGCUGA